CACGGAAUUCACAAUCAUUAGACUACACAGUAGCGUCCUCGAGGGCCCGUGAUGGCCGGGUCUCCGCUGUGGGCGGUGGAUGUGUACGGGCGCGUGUUUAGUCUUUUGGCCGCGAGAGGGCGCUGGAGGCGCGCCGCCGAUCUGCCGCUGGACCUGAAGCGCGUGACGGCCUCUCAACAGUGCUGCUGGGCCAUCGGCUGCGACCAUCACCUCUACCUCCACGUGUAUCCCGGCCAGGAGCCUAUACGCCACCAGGAAGAGACCUAUGAAAACCAGGCAUGGAACCUGGUUGAUGGUUACACAGACGCACUCCUCCCGACAGACCGCUGGCAGUGGACGGACGAGUUAGGCUUGAACCCACAACCUCUUCACAGCUUUGAGUUGCCUUCUGAUAACUGGGAGUGGGAGGGCGACUGGUACGUGGAUGAUGAAAGCUGUGAGAGAGAAUCCAGUGAGACAGGGGGGUGGGAGUAUGCAGUGGACUUCCCUACCACCUUCACCAAAGAGAAGAAGUGGAAUUCAUGUGUCCGUCGCAGGCGAUGGCUUCGCUACAGGAGAUAUAAAGGACUGGGAUCAUGGGCCAAGGUGCCUUUGGACCGAGCCAGACCUCCUCCUGAGCCCUACAUUGACAUCAGCUGUGGUGGAUGGGACAUGAGUGACAGCCCUGAGAAGCACAUUUCCCUGUGGGCCGUGUCCCAGCAAGGGGAACUGUGGUUCCGCACAGGCAUCAGACAGCAGAACCCGGAGGGGACGCUCUGGGAACCCAUCCAGGUGCCCCGAGAGGUGGCACAGGUCAGCGCCGGACCGAAAGACCUGCUUUGGGUCGUUCUCUGGGAUGGACAACUGCUGGCCAGAACGGGCAUCAAUAAAGACUGCCCUAAAGGCUCAUCAUGGGAGUCAGUGCAGCCUCCGAAUCAGAAAGGAGCUGUUCAUGUCGCAGUGGGGAUCAAUGUCGUUUGGGCCGUGACUAAAGACAACAAAGUCUGGUUCAGGAGGGGUGUGAAUUCCCACAAUCCCACUGGGUCAGGCUGGAUCAGUAUUGGGGGAGAGAUGUUGAUGCUCAGCGUGGGGCACAAUGACCAGGUAUGGGGGGUUGGCAUUGAUGACCGGACUGUGUAUUUUCGUCAUGGCGUGACAGCCACAGAGGUCACUGGCAGGUCAUGGGUGGCUGUGUCAGCUCAGCUUGAUGCCAGUGAAAGCACAAAUCAUUCCAGUGAUGUCAGUGUCUUCAAUGGUGAGGUCACCGCUCCUUCCCAGGGUUCCAUUCUGGAAUGUGAUGACACGGACAUUCCAAAGAUGCCCAAGAUCACGAGUGACAGCUUUAUCUCCGCGCUGGUGUCUGAUCGCUCCACUCCAGCUCACGACCCGCCCUCUGCGGCUCACCCCAGUGUACCUGAGGAAAACCAGGUGAGCAGCCAAGAGUUCGAUUCCUCAAUCCUGAGCCCGAGCAGCCCGUCCGAUGGUAGCGAGACACCAUGGAGCAAUGUUGAGCUGAAGGAGAUGAAAGGCUCGGUUCCCAGCAGCGUCUGGAGCUCAGUGGCCACAUACCCCACUGAGCUGCUGCAGAACACAGUAGUGCAGGAGGAGCUGCCGCCCUGGGCCUGGGUCACCGGUGGAGGAUUUGACAUUGAUUCCAGCUCACAUGUCGACUUGUUUAACAUCUCAGAUUCCGGUCGGCUCUCUCCAUCCAUCACACCUGCCCUCGGUGCUCUAGACACAGACACUCGGACAGAAAGAGCCCAACAACAGAGAAACACCUCAAUAGAGAAGUCUGUGCGUGUGACGAGAGGUCGUAUGUGCUGGUGGAGGGACUGGCUGCCGCAUCAGUGGGAGGAUGUCAAUGUGACACUGGAGCAGGUCACCAGUGCCGGAGCUCACAUGGGAGACAUCCUUUACCUCUACUACACCCACAACCAGGAGAAGAAGUAUGUGUAUGCUGUGAUAAAGGAGGUGACGGCCCUGGUGCCCAUGUUAAGGGACUCUCUGUACACCAUGGCUGUUUACACACCAAAGAGAACCAAACAGAGACGCCCCAUUUUACUGGCAACUCCUUAUCAACAAGACUUCAACACCUGGCUGUCUUUGUUGAACGAGUCAUGUUGUGCGUCCAGGGGACUUGGAGAGCAUCCAUCCAAGCAGGCCCUGUGGGCUGUGACGUGUAAAGGUGACGUCCUGGUGCAUGAGCCGUCACCCAUUCUGGAAGCCCCGGCGCAGUACUUACCCUGCAACCACUUGUUCUGGCGUCAGGUUCCUGCUCAUCUGCUGUGUGUGGAGUCUAACAGUCUGGGUGUGGUGUGGGGCAUUGGUUACGAUCACACCGCUUGGGUCUACACGAGGGGCAGGGAACCAUCGGCUCAGGGAAAUGAAAACAUCAGCCAAACGAUGAGUGAUGUGAGGAGUGUGUACGUCUAUGAGAACCAGCGCUGGAACCCAAUGACAGGAUACAAAGACAAGGGUCUUCCCACAGAUCGAUACAUGUGGAGCGAUGUUUCAGGUCUGAAAGAGUGUACCAAAGACAACACCAGCCCUCCCUCGCCGCAGUGGACAUGGGUUUCUGAUUGGGUCGUGGACUAUGAUGUCCCGGGAGGGACAGAUAAAGAGGGCUGGCAGUAUGCUGCAGAUUUCCCCGUGACGUAUCAUGGUUAUAAGACAAUGAAGGACUUUGUGCGGCGCCGACGGUGGGUUAGGAAGUGUAAGAUCAGUCUUACAGGCCCGUGGCAGAAGGUUCCUCCGAUCGCUCUGACUGACGUCACCAUCUUGCCGUGUCUGGCCCGGUGCAGUCCCGAGCAGAUUCCUGUGUGGGCCAUCAGUGAGGAGGGAGAUGUGCUGUGCCGUCUGGGGGUCACCGCCAACAACCCGGCUGGUGACUCCUGGCUCCACGUGGCCACAGACCAGCCCUUCAAGUCCAUUUGCAUAGGAGGAGGCCACCAGGUGUGGGCCAUCGCCAGGGUCGGUGCCGUCUUCUACCGGGGCUCUGUGUCUGCCGACAAUCCAGCUGGUGAGUGCUGGUAUCACAUACCAUCUCCCCCGAAGCAGACGCUCAAACAGGUGUCUGUGGGCAGGACCUCCAUUUAUGCUGUGGAUGAAAACAGCCAUCUGUGGUACAGACAGGGUUUGACACCCAGCUAUCCUCAGGGUUCUGCGUGGCAACUCAUCUCCCGUAAUGUGUGUAAGGUGUCUGUUGGACCACUGGACCAGGUUUGGAUAAUAGCUGAUAAAAUGCCAGGUUUUCCAUCAGAGAGCUCAGGAACUGUGUGCCACAGACUGGGAGUGAAGCCCAUGCAGCCCAAAGGCCUGAGAUGGGACUUUGGCAUCGGGGGUGGAUGGGAGCACCUGUCUGUGAGAGGGAACUCUGUAGAGGCCCAGCGCGUGACACCUCACAGUCCAGUGCCCAGCCCGACUCAGAGUCACGGGAACGGGAAUGUUGUGGGCUACCACCUUCAUCAUGCUUGACCGCACAUCCCAGUUUGCUGUUCUAAUACCAUUCCUGUUUCUGUGUCCUGUGCCCUUCCAACCAAAAGUGACUAUUUAUUUUUAUAAUUUUUUUCCACUUGGCUGAAUAAGACCUCACUUUUCUGGGUGUGACACUUGAUUACUGAUUGUGUAUGAUUUGAAUCACCUGGGGUCUCAUUUAUAAAACUCUCCGUAGAGUAAAAUUUUACAUAGGCACAAAAGAUAGAUUUUGCGUAUGCCCAAAAGUUUUCAGAUUUAUAAAACCAUGCACACGCCAGAACCUGUGCAAAAAUCUCUUUAUAAAUCCCAGUCAGGGGAAGAUUGUGCGUACGUGCAUUUCCACCUCAUCUACUCCCCGAAAUCACCAUAUAUGGAGCUUACAACGCCUGGUUUUACUAUGCAUAACCUCAUCUGCAUAUCAUUUACAUGCAAAUUCCCAUGCACGUGACACCAUGUUGAACACAGAGACAGUAUGGAAAAAAUGGUUUCAAAUAGUUCUCAGAUAUUUUAGAUGAUCUCAUUCUUUUACAGUGGCCAAAUAGAAUUUCAAUUAUUUCAAAUUAAAUGUAUGCAGUUUUGCUGAUAAGAUAAACAUAUUUUAGCUAUUUUAGUGGAAACAGAUAAACGCAUAUUUAUUGCAGUGUUUUGUCUGAUUCGGCGCGUCACUGACAAAGUAUUGUAAAAAGGAAACAUGCAAAUCUUACCGUUUUCUCCUUGUUAUGUCCUUCAAAUAUAGUGUAAUUUUUUCAUAAUGUUGUACAGAUGAAUUUACAUGACAUUAACACUUCUGUGCAGCUGUGGUUGUACAGUAAUCCAGCAGUGUCCGCAAUAAUAACGCAGAAAGUGCGCAUCAGUCAUCGCUAAAAUAUGUAUUACAUGUAGUUUAGUUUAAAGAUGAAUUAUUGUGCACCUAUAGCACUCCUCGGGUUAAUAAAAAUAACGUCACAGGAAAAUUUUUAUUGCUUAUGAAAUUAUGCAAUUAUGUUAUUUGUAAAAUUAUGUAAUUUCAGUGUAAAUCUCUUUUAAUGUGAGUGGAAUAUUUAAUGUAAAUGUGUAUAUCGACAUGAAAACAGAGUUUAAAGUCGUUGUUUACUUCAUUAAUUUUAUCACCCCUUGAAAAAGAGUUUGUACGCAUGGUUUAUAAUGUCCGUACGGUGCGUACAUAUUUACGGCAAGUUUAUUUUUUAUAAAUCCCGAUAUGUGCGUAAAAAAAUGCAUACGCAAUUUCUAUGCCUAUUUUGUGCAUACGCAAUGUUUAUAAAUGAGAGCCCUGAUCCACUGAGGUCUUUGUUUUAAGCAUGUUAUGUUUUCUUGUUGCCGUAUUUGUUUCUGUAAUCUGUAGACGACCAUUUUACAUUAUUGGUUUUAUGAUUUUAAUUCAAUCUGUUUGCAUUGUCAGAGACAGUGCUGUAAAUGUUGAUACCGCUUCCCUGCUGUGAUCCUACCAUGCCUGUUUUUUUUCCAGUAAAGAUUUUUUCAAUAAAUUUUAUAAAGCAUCA
Molecule: messenger RNA, 4952 nt
Organism: Carassius gibelio (silver crucian carp)
Lineage: Eukaryota; Metazoa; Chordata; Actinopteri; Cypriniformes; Cyprinidae
Product: tectonin beta-propeller repeat-containing protein 1-like
Exons: 25
Coding region: 52-3453 (1133 amino acids)
Cellular component (GO): membrane
Source: RefSeq, a predicted model, not a curated record